GGCAGGAAACGACGUGAACAAACCUUCAUCUGAUUACAGCCGACCAAUGAGAAAUGAGAGAUUAUUUUAUCUAAGGACUUUGUCCCUGAAGCUCACUGCACUCUGAGCUCACUUGUUGACGCACACAAUGACAGAACUCCAGCAUGUCUCCACUGCCCUAUGACCAGUUCAACAGUAAGUACUUCAGUCCACAAACUGUUUCUGUCUUUGCAUUGUUGCCAAGUAUGAACACCAUGGGAAUGUCCAGCCAUCAUACCCCUCAGGAAGGAGACGGACUCUGUGUCCCAGAGAUGAAUGUGCUUUGGUCCAAAAUGUGCAUAUCAACCCAAGAACAAAAGCAAAAGACCUUGUGAAGAUGCUGGCUGAAGCUGGUAAAAGUGUGUCAUUAUCCACAGUGAAACGAGUCCUGAGACAUGGACUGAAAGGCCACUCUGCCAGGAAAAAGCCAUUACUCCAAAAGAAACAUAAAACAGCCAAUCUUUGCAUUGUUGUAACAGUAAUACAACUAAUACUCAUACUUUUCAAGAGAUCUUUGCUCCUGUCAGAUGAGUUUGACCUCUCUCUCUCUCUCUCUCUCUCUAGCUAAUCAAUCUGGUUUUACUUCCAAAAACAUUGUCAUGGCUGUGGCUUGUGUCUUGGUUGGGCUGGUUGUCGUUGGUGUCGGUGGAUUUUUAUACUAUAAAUAUAGGGACUACAAGAAGAAAAUCUCAUCACUUCAAAAUGCCUUACACGCGAUGACGGCAGACCUGGACGAUGCACAACAGACGACCAUGAUAAAGAACCUGAAGGCUGAACUGGAGGCAGAGAGAGCUCGACUGGCAGGACAACUUAGAGAAGUGGAGACCAAGAGGGAGGAGAACAAGAGCAUGCUUCAGGCAGUGAAGCAGAAAAUAAGAGAGGCGACAUUUGACAGAAGGGAGGACUUACUGAGAGAAAAAGAGCAGCUGUUAAAUGCUCAGUGGAAACUGGACGAGACAAAGAAGAACAAUGAGGGACAGAUGCUGUUUAUAGAGAAACAGCUGGAGCCGAUAGACAUUAGGUUGUCUAGAGUAAACAGUGGGAAGAAGGAUGUUUGAAUCCUCCAGCCAGACAGACAUGAAGGAGAAAGUAAUGAGAGCGAAUCAAAGGUGACAGAUGAAAGGUCCCAACAGACACUCAUUCAUUCUUUAAUCUGGAGUUUUACAUGAUGCAGAUGAAGUUUAAAAACAUUUAAUUUGUGCACAAAGAAUU
This is a messenger RNA of Centropristis striata (black sea bass), 1230 nucleotides long. Its product is annotated as ribonuclease Y-like. Lineage: Eukaryota; Metazoa; Chordata; Actinopteri; Perciformes; Serranidae. The record is from RefSeq and is a predicted model, not a curated record. The transcript is spliced from 3 exons. The coding region runs from base 546 to 1076 and encodes 176 amino acids.